CUCUAGAUCUGACUCACAGAUGGCGGCUUACCUUCGUAGCUGGCUUGCUCCUCAGCCAGCUCCUUCUCUUUCUCCCCUACCCACCCCAGAGAUUCGCACAGUUUCUCCUUCAUUGUCUGACGAUGGCGACGAUGGCGAUGCUACUGAGACUGAGAGAGAUUUGGAUGUUCCACCAGCUUUCCCCAGCCGGGACAGCGCCCAGAGAGCCCAAUCGUCUAGCAUUCCAAAGUUCCUUUCAGAUACAGCGCUAAUGCCUCCACCGCCUUUAUCUCAGCUAGCCGUCCGGACUCCUGGGGUCGCGAAAGCGUCCAACUCCCUUGCUGUUCCUCCUACGACGACCAAGCCGCCUGUGCGACCGUCUGCGAAGAGAGAGAAGGUAGCCUUAGCCCCUGGACAUAGCUCGCUUGAUUGGGCAAAGCUCAAGUCUUCCGGCGAGGAUCUGAGAGGCGUCGAUACUCUCAUGCGAAUCCCGCCAUCUGUAUUGAAACAACAUAAUACACGGGACGAUGCCUGGUCUGCGUUUAAUGGAAAGGUGUAUAAUAUAACGCCUUAUCUUGCGUUUCACCCGGGAGGGGAGAAAGAACUCAUGCGCGUUGCUGGACGAGAUGGGACAAAGCUUUUCGGGCUAACACAUGCAUGGGUCAACGUCGACUUCAUGCUCGACGCGUGUAUGGUUGGUUUCCUCGUCCCCGAGCCUACCUCUUAGCAUUUAGAUGUUGUUAUACACUUCCUAAUCAUUAGACCCUACCCUUUAGAUCUACCAGGAUAGAGAUUACUACUAGGUACUCUGAUA
Messenger RNA from Desarmillaria tabescens, 793 nucleotides. RefSeq names its product cytochrome b5. NCBI's taxonomy places the organism in Eukaryota, Fungi, Basidiomycota, Agaricomycetes, Agaricales, Physalacriaceae. Gene Ontology annotation, molecular function: heme binding; cytochrome-b5 reductase activity, acting on NAD(P)H. The transcript has 4 exons. The record is from RefSeq and is a predicted model, not a curated record. The coding region runs from base 20 to 706 and encodes 228 amino acids.